Molecule: messenger RNA, 2379 nt
Organism: Gopherus evgoodei (Goodes thornscrub tortoise)
Lineage: Eukaryota; Metazoa; Chordata; Testudines; Testudinidae
Product: B-cell differentiation antigen CD72-like
Exons: 9
Coding region: 1-1578 (525 amino acids)
Cellular component (GO): plasma membrane
Molecular function (GO): transmembrane signaling receptor activity
Source: RefSeq, a predicted model, not a curated record
AUGUUGGUCGGGGCACAGCCGGUCCCUCCGCAGCCAGUACUGACUGGGCACAGCCGGUCCCUCUCCAGCCAGCGCCACAGGCACAGCCGAUCCCUCCUCUGCCAGCGCCGUGGGCACAGCCAGUCCCUGCACAGCCAGCACUGCGGGCACAGCCGGUCCCUGCACAGCCAGCACUGCGGGCACAGCCAGUCCCUGCACAGCCAGUGCCGCGGGCACAUCCGAUCCCUCCUCUGCUGGCACCGCAGGCGCAGCCGGUCCCUCCUCUGCCAGCGCCGUGGGCACAGCCGGUCCCUCCUCUGCCGGCACCACGGGCGCAGCCGGUCCCUCUCCAGCCAGCGCCGCACAGGCUCUGCCAGCCUCUCCGUAUUGAGCCCCGCUGGCACAGCCGGCCCCUCCCCAGGGAGUCCCACAGGCACAGCCACCCCUCCAAUGGCCCAGGGCGUCAUUUAUGCAGACCUGAGGUUCGUGAAGGCCCCUCGGGGGAACAGCACAUGCUCCAGGUCCCAGGAGACAGCACCCGCGGACGAGGACGAUGCGGAGCUCACCUACGAGAACAUCCAGCUGGCCCAGACUGGGGAGGUGGAGCAGGGGCAAGGGGCAGAGCAGAACAAAGAGCCCGGGUGGAGCACGCGGUACCUGCCCCUCGGCCUGCUGGGGACCUGCCUCUUCCUCCUGGCCACCACCAUCGGCCUGGGGGUUCGCUACUGGCAGGUUUCCCAGCAUCUGCAGCAGGCGUCCCGAGCGCACGAGGCAGAGAGCAGCCGCCUCUCCCAGCAAGUCAGCACCAAGGGCGCGACCCUGGCGCAGAUGGCGAGGGAGCUGGAGCAGGCCAGGCGGGAGCUGGGGCAGGCCAGGGAGGAGCUGGAGCUGGUGAGGCAGGAGCUGGAGCAGGCUAGGGAAGAGCUGGGGCAGGCCAGGCGGGACCUGGAGCAGGCCGGGAAGGAGCUGGAGCUGGUGAGGCAGGAGCAGGGGCAGGCCAGGCAGGAGCUGGAGCAGAUGCGGCUGGAGAAAAGCAGCACCCAGCAGAAGCUGAGACAGCGGGAGGCUGAGUUAAAGGAAACGAAGGAGGAGUUGGUGAGGGUACAGGAGGAGAAGAGAGAAAUCAAAGAGAAGUUGAAGAAAAUGGAGAGCACCUUGUCCAGCAUCUGCCCCUGCAAGCAGACAGACUGCUGCCCGGCAGACUGGGUGUUGUACAGAGGAAAGUGCUUGUUCGUCUCGAAGGAGAAGACGAAUUGGGAAGAAAGCAGAAAAGAGUGUGAACAGAAAUCUGCUCAACUUCUCAUUGCCAAAUCCUGGGACACGGAGACAACGCCGAAUUUUCUGAAACAUACUGGUAUGCAGUAUUGGAUUGGACUCAGGAGAGACUGGUAUGCUAGAUCACAGUGGAAGUGGGUUGAUGGCUCUCCCUCUGAAAAAGAUUGGAGCGAUCAGAGUGACAACUAUAAGUUGUGUGGAACAAUAAGAGGUGGUGUCAUAAGCAGUGACAGAUGCUAUUCUUAUCAGAAGAAGCCAGGGAUCUGUGAGAAGGCAUCCAGCCAACCCAGCUCAGACAGGACGUGGGUUCCUUGGAGUCCCUGAAGAGAUAAUCAGUGAGAGCCCUACAGGACCCUCCUCUCCCGCUGCUCCAGGCUCAGCUCCUGCUCCCAGGGCCGAGGACGCAGCACCCGAGGGCCGGCCCCACCCCACUCAGCCUUGCCCCCUGCUCCGGCCUGGAGCCCAGCCCCCCCGGCAUGUGCCAGCUUGCCUGCUGGGCAGGGCUGGGGGCGUCAUGGCCAGGAAAAGAGCCGCCCGCCCUCAGCAGACAGCCAGCCCCCUUCCCGCACGUGGGGCUGGGUCCCAUGGGGGCGAGCGGCCCCGCUGAGCGUGGGCUCCCUGGCAGCUCCGCCCGCCCCGCUGCACUAAAUGCCCCAGUGGGGCGGGCUCCGGGGAGGGCGCAGGGAACUGCUCUCAGCCCCCCAGACCCUCCUGCAGCCCCAUGGCUGUGGGCGUUGCCCCAUGCAGGGCAAGCAGCCUGCCCCUUUCUAACGGUGUUGGGCUCCCAGGCGGGCCGGUCGCUGGUGCGGGGCGAUUUCUGCUGCCCACAGCCGGGCCUGGCGGGGAUCGGGCGCUGCCUGGCAGCUGGGAGCAGCAGAGCAAUGAGACAGGGCACCCACGGCCUGGGCCCAGGGCCUCCUGUGCACGGGGGGAUGAGAGCCACCCCCCCCCUCCGCACCCGGCGUUUGAUAGGUCAGCGGGUCAGGGCUCGGUGAGCACAACACGGCACCCCUGGUCCUGCCCCCGGGUGUCAGAGACAGAACAUGGCACCCCCAGUCCUGCCCCCAGACUUCAGAGACAGAGACAGAACACCUCCCCACCCCACCCCACCCCACCCCCUGGGCU